Stereum hirsutum FP-91666 SS1 is the source of this 1929-nucleotide messenger RNA. Its product is annotated as phenylalanine-tRNA ligase. Gene Ontology annotation, molecular function: ATP binding; tRNA binding; phenylalanine-tRNA ligase activity. The record is from RefSeq and is a predicted model, not a curated record. NCBI's taxonomy places the organism in Eukaryota, Fungi, Basidiomycota, Agaricomycetes, Russulales, Stereaceae. Bases 26 to 1633 code for a protein of 535 amino acids. The transcript is spliced from 9 exons. Gene Ontology annotation, biological process: phenylalanyl-tRNA aminoacylation. Gene Ontology annotation, cellular component: phenylalanine-tRNA ligase complex; cytoplasm; cytosol.
CCGUCCACAGUCUCAUCCAUACACCAUGGCCGAAGCCCUCCAGCAGCUCAUCCUCGACUCCCUCGACACACACGGCUCCAUCUCAGACACUCGUACCCUCGUCAUCCCCGGCUCUAACCAGCCAGCAACCUCCAACGAUGCCCAGAUCACCAUCCUCGGCGCACUCAACUCGCUCGACAGCAGGCAGAUGAUCAAGUAUGAAACACAUGAAGUCCUUUCACAUGUCCUUACACCGGAAGGCUCUCAGAUCGCACAACAAGGAUCUCAUGAGGCCCGCGUAUGGACUGUCCUCCCUGCUAAAGAUGAAGGAAAUCCCGUAAAUCCUGCCGAACUCAAAAAGCUCGUGGGCGAUGAGACCGCAAAGGUCGGUCAGGGUCGUGCCUUCAAGAACGGCUGGAUCGCAAAGGAGCGCGAUGGUCUGGUUAAGAUCAAAUCGUCAAUAGAGGAUGUUACCCAGAACGAUCUCCGUGAAGUCCAGUCUUCCGGUACGCUCAAGCAGGGAGAGAAGGUUCUCGCCGAUCUUAGGAAACGUAAACUUAUCGUGCAAAAAAAGGGACAAUGGUUCACCGUCUACAAGGGCGACAACUUCAGCACUUCCACCGCUAAGCCAGAGACAGAUCUGACCGUGGACAUGCUCACAUCCGGAAAGUGGAAGACGUCGACGUUCAAAAAGUACAAUUUCGAAGCCGAAGGCAUCCCCACAAAUGGCGGCGCAUUACACCCACUCCUCAAAGUCCGCGAAGAAAUGCGCAACAUUUUCCUCGAAAUGGGCUUCGCCGAAAUGCCAACAUCCUCCUUCGUCGAAUCCGGCUUCUGGUGCUUCGACGCCCUCUUCGUCCCGCAACAACAUCCCGCCCGCGAAGUCCAAGACACCUUCUACCUCUCCGACCCCGCCUCCUCCCUCUCGCCCCCAAAAGACUACUACGAGCGCGUCUCAACCAUGCACGUCCACGGCGGACACGGUUCCUCAGGCUACCGCGCCCCCUGGUCCGACGCCGAGUCGCACAAACUCCUCUUACGAACGCACACGACCGCUUCUUCCGCGAACAUGUUGUACAAGCUGGCCGCGAGGUGUAGAGGGGAGGUCAAGGCCGGCGACGAUGGAGAAGAUUUCGACUGGGGAGGGACGGCGGGACGGGUGGAGAGGAAAGAAGGAUUGGAGGACAAUGAUGAUGGGUUCAGGCCGGCGAAGUUGUUCAGUAUCGAUAGGGUGUUCAGGAACGAGACUAUGGACGCGACGCAUUUGGCGGAGUUCCAUCAGGUGGAGGGCGUCGUUGCUGACAGAGGACUGACGCUCGCGGAUCUCAUCGGCUUCAUGCGCGUGUUCUUCAAGAAGAUGGGCAUCACGAACCUCCGCUUCAAGCCGGCGUAUAAUCCGUAUACUGAGCCCUCCCUCGAGAUCUUCGCCUACCACGACGAACUCGCGAAAUGGGUCGAGGUGGGCAACAGCGGGAUGUUCCGGCCUGAGAUGUUGGCCCCCAUGGGGUUCCCGAAGGACGUGCAUGUGCAUGGGUGGGGGAUUAGCUUGGAGAGGCCGACGAUGAUUCGGUACGGGAUCAACAAUAUCCGGAACCUCGUCGGGCAUAAGGUGCCCAUCGAGAGCGUCGAAAAAUCGGCGGCGGUCAGGUUCUGAUAACAUACGUCCUGUCCUAUCGCGGUCGGGGUGGGGAUUUCGGGCGGUCAGGGUGGGUAUUUCGGGCGGUCCGAUGGUGAUUUCUAUUGGUGCCCUCGGAAUGAGUUGGUUGUAGAAAAGGGAAGUAAGGGCAGAAUAUUCAAUUGUUGUUGGAACAGGUAUAAUAGAGUAGAAUGGGCUGCGUAUACGAUUAUGAGAUGUACUGCUUGUGUGUAGUAGAGAACGAGGGAUGGCCGGUCACGGUAGUAUCGCAUAACUGUACUGUACUCUGCAUCGCUAAAGCGAAGCAAUAUCGC